Messenger RNA from Sabethes cyaneus, 1344 nucleotides. RefSeq names its product zinc finger protein OZF-like. Lineage: Eukaryota; Metazoa; Arthropoda; Insecta; Diptera; Culicidae. The record is from RefSeq and is a predicted model, not a curated record. Bases 1 to 1344 code for a protein of 447 amino acids. The transcript has a single exon.
AUGAAGCAGACACUCGAAGCUGCUGGCGAAUGCCGACCGCAUGAGUGUGAAAUCUGUGGCAAACGGUUCCGGGAACGGCACGCCAUGAAGCGGCAUCUGCGCGGGCAUACCGGCGAGAAGCCUUUCCGGUGUACCGAGUGCGGCAAAGCGUUCCUCCUUCGGCAGCAUCUGCGCCAGCACAAGCAGUCGCACUCCGACCAGCGCGCUUUCAAAUGUAAAAUUUGUGGCACAGGAUUCAAGCAAAAGCAGAGCUUGACGACCCACCUGAGGGCACACUCCAACGAGAGACCAUUCAAAUGUACCGUAUGCGGAAAAGCUUUCGCCCAAAACAGUACUUUAUAUCAUCACAUGUUCCUACACUCGGAACGGGAGUUUAAAUGCGACGUGUGUGGAAAUAAUUAUUCCACGCCGAAAGUCCUGAAGACUCAUAUGCUUGUACAUUCCGGCAAGCAACGGUACAAAUGUGGCGUUUGCGGGAAAAACUGUCAAUCAAAGGCAAAUCUCGAGUCGCACAUGAAAACUCACCGUGGCGAGCAGCCUUUCAAGUGCGAUACUUGCGGCAAGAACUUCAGCAGUGGCUUUUAUCUGAAAGCGCAUCAGCGGUUGCACACGGGACAAGGUUUAUUUCGGUGUGAUGUCUGCAGUAAGGAGUUCGUAUUCAAGCGAACGCUGCAAACGCAUUUGACAAUGCACACAAAUGUUCGGCAGCACAAGUGCACCAUUUGUGGCAGACAAUUCAGUACAAACCGCUCAUUGGUGCAGCACACCCGCACGCAUACCGUUGAACAACCACACGAAUGUUCCGUUUGUGGGAAAUCGUUUUUCUAUUCGCAAAGUCAGAACAAACGGUCGGCAGUUUCGGAUAAUGACGAUAAGUGUGACGAUUGUGCUUUGUUAUUCGAUCCACCAAGCCCUACGCAACAACCGGAGAGUAUCGAGGAAAAGUAUUCCAGUUUUACCGAAUACGAAGAAGUUUUCAAAGCUUCUUCACUUUCGCUGAAGGUGGACAUUGGAAAAGUUAGGACCGGUCUCAGCAGCACCAACCGUGACCGUUACGUGUGCAAUAUUUGCGGGAAUGAUUUUCAUGCGAAUAAAGGUUUGAUUAAACACAAGAAAAAGGUUCACGCACUGAGCCAUCCGUACCAGUGCUCGGACUGUGACGAAAGCUUCGAGAGAAGCGUAGAACUGCGGCAGCAUGGUUUCACUCACGUUACGGCAGGAACGCACGUGGAAUGUAAACUGUGCAGCAUGAAGUACAAUUCACGCGUAAGUCUUUACAAGCACAUGAAAAGUGCACACGCAGAGGUAAAGCAAAACAAAGCUUCCGAGCAAGUUUUGACGUAA